Messenger RNA from Oreochromis niloticus (Nile tilapia), 1175 nucleotides. Its product is annotated as ladderlectin-like. The record is from RefSeq and is a predicted model, not a curated record. Bases 417 to 899 code for a protein of 160 amino acids. The transcript is spliced from 6 exons. Lineage: Eukaryota; Metazoa; Chordata; Actinopteri; Cichliformes; Cichlidae.
UUAAUCUCGCUGAACACAGCUUCUUCUUUAACAGUGUCUUUUUCUAAAAGACACAGUAAGCCUUUAUCAGAUGUUCUGUAGUUGUACUCUGUGGGAACUUUUUGUUAACCAGUCAAUGUAAAAUUAAGACAGCAUGAGGCAGUUAUUUCGGUUUUUGUGAGGAAACAUAGAAGUACAAUGAGUCACAUGACGUACAUGUCAAAAAUUAUGAAAUGCACUUGCAGAGCUACCCGUUGUGGCGACACCUUGUGGCGAGGGAGCAGAUAAAAGUAGUUCCUGAUUUAAACUAAGGAAAGAGUAUAAAAGCACUGAUGUCAAAGCUGUUAAGCAUCUUCUCACUGGAAACCUGAAGCUACUGGGUGGUGCUGUCAAGAAAUAAGAGACGAUAUUCAACAAAAGAGAUUCUGAACAUCACCAUGAAGCUGCUGACCGUGUCUGCACUUCUUUGUAUAGUGAUGGUUGUGACCAUUGGUGCUGGAGAGCAUCUUGUAUACAAGAAGCACUGGUAUUUGGGUUGGAGUAGAUAUGGAAACCGAUACUUCCGCUACUUUCCCUUUCGCUAUACUUGGGCGGAAGCUCAGAGAUACUGUCAGUUAAAGAAGGCAAACCUGGCAUCUGUACGCAGCCUUGGAGAGUACCGCAAGAUUCAGAGGGUCAUAUAUCGUUCCACUCACAGUUACCCAGUUACAUGGAUUGGAGGCUCUGAUGCUCAACAGGAGCGUUAUUGGUUUUGGAUUGAUGGAACUCCUUUUACAUACACAUACUGGUGUCGUGGAGAGCCGAACAAUGUUUGGCACAGAGAGCACUGCAUGCACAUGAACUGGACAGGACGGAAGUGUAUGAAUGACAAACCCUGUAACUACCGAUACCCAUUUGUCUGCGUCAGGAAAAGAAGAUAAUUCCUUGUCUGACAUGAAGCCAUAGUUCACCGAACAAAGAAGCAAAUAAUCUCAAUUACCCCAGAAGAAUCUGUUUUAUAUCUUUACUUCUUUUCUUUUGCUGUAAUGCUACAUAAGGAAUGAAUGGGGAAGCGACGUAACCUGGAGCUGGAUUGUCUCUCUUAAUAGCAUCAAACUGAACGUGUAAUGGAAAGAAUGCUUUUAGGAAAACUUUAUUUCCCUGCAUGAACUCUUCUUUCUCACCUUUAUCAUUAAAAUCUUAAGCAUUGGAUCAAA